Messenger RNA from Caenorhabditis briggsae, 849 nucleotides. The transcript has 5 exons. Lineage: Eukaryota; Metazoa; Nematoda; Chromadorea; Rhabditida; Rhabditidae. Bases 1 to 849 code for a protein of 282 amino acids. The record is from RefSeq and is a predicted model, not a curated record. Gene Ontology annotation, biological process: G protein-coupled receptor signaling pathway; olfactory behavior. Gene Ontology annotation, molecular function: G protein-coupled olfactory receptor activity.
AUGUAUGACCACGGAUCCAUGUUCAUCCUGAUCAUUGAUAGCUGUCUUCGUUACGAGAAACUCUUCGGCCACUAUGUCGCCUGCCUCUUCUGCGGCUCUUUCGCACUGUGCAUCUCUCUCCUAGCAACACAAUUCUACUAUCGAUACAUUGCAGUUUGCCAACCUAGUAAACUCGGAAAGUUGAAUGGAUGGAGAUUAUGUCUUCUAUUCAUCCCUUCCAUAUUUUUCUUCUUUUCUUGGUUCUUUCUUGUCUUUUUUGGAAUGAAGAAAACCGAAGGAAAAGUAGAAUAUGCCAGGGAAAUUAUUCUGGAGGUUUACAAAGAAGACAUCUCUGAAAUAGCAUUCAUUGCUCUUCAAUUCUGGGAUACUGACUCGGAUGGGAGCAAAACUUUCCGAGUGUCGGAUUGGUUGAGCUACUUAGGAUGUUUGUCGAUAAUUGGAUCCUGUUUUUCCACUAUUCUGUUUUGCGCUGUAAAAAUAUAUUUCAAAUUGAAAUGCUCCCAAAAUGUUAUGAGCUCGAAAACUCAGGAACUGCACAGUCAGCUUCUCAAAACAUUGAUUUUUCAGACCGCUCUUCCAUUCUUCACAAUGUAUAGUGUUGUAGGAACUAUCCUAAGCCUUCCAAUUUUUGAAAUCGGAGUCGGAUUGAUAGCGAACUUGUGCGGAUCUGGCGCGUGUGUAUAUCCAGCACUGGAACCACUGAUUGCCAUGUAUUUUGUGAAGGAUUUCAAAAAUACGUUGAAAUGUAAAUCAAAAGUUGAAGUCGCAGUGGCCAACAUCGAGAUGCAAAAACCUCCAUAUAACUCUCUAAGAAGUUCGUUAGUGCUCAUCAAUAAAUCUCUGACUUGA